Messenger RNA from Pipistrellus nathusii (Nathusius's pipistrelle), 1425 nucleotides. NCBI's taxonomy places the organism in Eukaryota, Metazoa, Chordata, Mammalia, Chiroptera, Vespertilionidae. The record is from the annotation of a GenBank genome assembly.
AUGGCUCGCCGCCAUUGGUUGCGGCGCGGGCUCCGCCCCCCGGGCUGCGGGGGCCGGCGGCGGCGGCGGAGGUGGCACGUCGGACGCAGGCGGCGGAGGAGGUGGCGCCGCGGAGACAGCCUUCUGCGCCUGCGGCGGGCUGGGUCCCCAGCCUGGGAAAAGAUGGCCCCGCGACCUCCAAGGGGCCUGGUCCCGGCUCUCAUCUGGGGCCUGAGUCUCUUCUUCAGCCUCCCAGGCCCCGUUUGGCUCCAGCCCUCUCCGCCUCCCCAGGCUUCGCCCCCAACCCAGCCCCAUCCGUGUCAUACAUGUCGGGGACUGGUCGACAGCUUCAACAAGGGCCUGGAGAGAACCAUCCGGGACAACUUUGGAGGUGGGAAUACUGCCUGGGAAGAAGAGAAGUUGUCCAAGUACAAAGACAGUGAGACCCGCCUGGUAGAGGUGCUUGAGAACGUGUGCAGCAAGUCAGACUUCGAGUGCCAUCGCCUGCUGGAGCUGAGCGAGGAGCUGGUGGAGAGCUGGUGGUUUCACAAGCAGCAGGAAGCCCCAGACCUCUUCCAGUGGCUCUGCUCCGAUUCCCUGAAGCUCUGCUGCCCCUCAGGCACCUUCGGACCCUCCUGCCUUCCCUGUCCUGGGGGUGCAGAGAAGCCCUGCGGUGGCUAUGGGCAUUGCGAAGGGGAAGGGACUCGAGGGGGCAGCGGGCGCUGUGACUGCCAAGCCGGCUAUGGGGGCGAGGCCUGUGGCCAGUGCAGCCUCGGCUACUUUGAGGUGGAGCGCAACGCCAGCCAUCUGGUAUGUUCGGCUUGCUUUGGCCCCUGUGCCCGCUGCUCAGGACCUGAGGAAUCCAACUGUUUGCAGUGCAAGAGGGGCUGGGCCCUGCAUCACCUCAAGUGUGUGGAUAUCGAUGAGUGUGGCACAGAGCGAGCCAACUGUGGGGCUGACCAAUUCUGCGUGAACACGGAGGGCUCCUAUGAGUGCCGAGACUGUGCCAAGGCCUGCCUGGGCUGCAUGGGGGCAGGGCCAGGCCGCUGUAAGAAGUGUAGCCCUGGCUACCAGCAGGUGGGCUCCAAGUGUCUCGAUGUGGACGAGUGUGAGACAGAGGUGUGUCCAGGAGAGAACGAGCAAUGUGAGAACACCGAGGGCAGUUACCGCUGUGUCUGUGCUGAGGGCUACAAGCAGAUUGAGGGCAUCUGUGUGAAGGAGCAGAUCCCAGAGUCAGCGGGCUUUUUCUCAGAGAUGACCGAGGACGAGCUGGUGGUGCUGCAGCAGAUGUUCUUCGGUGUCAUCAUCUGUGCCCUGGCCACGCUGGCUGCCAAGGGUGAUCUGGUCUUUACCGCCAUCUUCAUUGGAGCGGUGGCGGCCAUGACUGGCUACUGGCUGUCGGAGCGUAGUGACCGUGUGCUGGAAGGCUUCAUCAAGGGCAGAUAA